UCUGCUCCGCAAUAAAAUGCCUCUCGAGUUGUAACUUUGCGACACAGUCGUAGCCCUCUCUUCCUCAAAAGCUGAAACCGGCGGCCAUCCUUAGUCUCUUCAGCUAUCACCGAGAUGAGGCCGCCUCAGAGAGGUCGUGGGGGCGGGGGAUUUAGGGGCGGAAGGGGUGAUGGAGGGAGAGGAAGAGGGAGAGGUGGAGGUGGAAGAGGUAGUGCCAUGGGUGGCCGUGGUGGUGGACGUGGUGGUGGUGGUGGCCGUGGCGGAAGAGGACGAGGCGGCGGCGGUGGUAGAGGCGGGAUGAAAGGCGGAAGCAGAGUUGUGGUUGAGCCUCAUAGACAUGAGGGGGUGUUCAUUGCUAAGGGCAAAGAAGAUGCUCUCGUUACGAAGAAUAUGGUCCCUGGAGAGGCUGUCUAUAACGAGAAGAGAGUCUCUGUGCAGAAUGAAGAUGGAAGUAAAGUGGAAUAUAGAGUGUGGAACCCCUUCCGAUCAAAGCUGGCAGCUGCCAUUCUUGGUGGGGUUGAUGAGAUAUGGAUUAAACCUGGUGCUCGGGUUCUCUAUCUGGGAGCUGCUUCUGGGACCACAGUAUCUCAUGUUUCCGACAUUGUUGGCCCUACAGGAGUGGUGUAUGCUGUGGAGUUCUCCCAUCGAAGUGGGAGGGACUUAGUCAACAUGGCAAAGAAGAGAACCAACGUUAUUCCAAUCAUUGAAGAUGCUAGACAUCCAGCCAAGUACCGUAUGUUGGUUGGAAUGGUGGAUGUAAUAUUUUCCGAUGUUGCUCAACCAGAUCAGGCAAGAAUUUUGGCUCUAAAUGCGUCAUAUUUUCUCAAGGCUGGAGGUCACUUUGUCAUCUCAAUUAAGGCAAAUUGUAUCGAUUCUACUGUUCCAGCCGAGAUAGUAUUUUCCCAGGAAGUGAAGAAGCUGCAGGCUGACCAGUUCAAGCCCUUUGAGCAAGUUACUCUCGAGCCCUUUGAGCGAGACCACGCUUGUGUCGUCGGUGGCUAUCGCGUGCCGAAGAAACAAAAAGCUGCUCCUGCAUCAUAAGAAGUCUCGGACUGCCGUAGUAGUUCAAUCUCCUAUCACUUAGUUUCUCUGGGUGCACUUGAAUGUCAGUUCUUUAUGUAUCUCUUUCUUAGAUUGGAACUCUAAUGUUUUCAAUAUUUUAGGUGGGCUCGUGUAAUAGACCAAUAUUCUUAAAUGCGUUUGGAUUUUUCCACCUUAAGGCCAGUAAUUCGGUUGUUA
This is a messenger RNA of Syzygium oleosum, 1239 nucleotides long. RefSeq names its product rRNA 2'-O-methyltransferase fibrillarin 2-like. Gene Ontology annotation, cellular component: small-subunit processome; nucleolus; box C/D methylation guide snoRNP complex. Lineage: Eukaryota; Viridiplantae; Streptophyta; Magnoliopsida; Myrtales; Myrtaceae. The transcript has 7 exons. The record is from RefSeq and is a predicted model, not a curated record. Gene Ontology annotation, biological process: rRNA methylation; box C/D sno(s)RNA 3'-end processing. Gene Ontology annotation, molecular function: rRNA methyltransferase activity; histone H2AQ104 methyltransferase activity; RNA binding. The coding region runs from base 115 to 1041 and encodes 308 amino acids.